AUGUCGACAGUGGCCCGCGCCCUCCGCCCGGCUCGCCGCCUCCGCUUCACGGCGCCGGCAUCCACAACAGCGGCAGCACCCCUGAUCCUCCGCAGGUGCUUCGCCGACAAGCCGCCCAUCUACACCGAGUCCGCCGUCAACAACGAGCUCGGCGUCGGCGAGUUCGAGGGCAUCAAGUUCCGCGUCGAGCCGCUGCGGCGCCAGGGCGAGGACGAGCGGACCAUGCGCGCCCGUCUUCUCUACCAAUCCCGCAAGCGCGGAACCCUCGAAUCAGACCUCCUCAUGUCGACUUUUGCAAACGAACACCUCCCGCACAUGACCAAAUCCCAAAUGGCGCAGUACGACCUCUUUCUCGACGAGAACGACUGGGACAUUUACUACUGGGCCACCCAGGAAGAAGCACCCUCCGCCUCGGCCUCGACCCAAAAGACAUUGUUCUCUUCUUCGACGGACACCCUCGCCUCCUCAACUGUCAACGCAGCAGAAUCCUACCGCCCCGUUGGCUCUGGCGCCGCCUCGACAAUCGACUCGGGCAAGAAGACCCCUUCCAAGCCGAAGGAGGACGUCCGCACGCAAGACGUCCCCGGCGAGUGGGCCAACACCGUCGGCUCCUUCAAGGCGCAGUACCGGCCCGUUCCCGUGCGGUGGCAGGGGAGCGAGAUUUUGGAGAUGCUGAGGGCUCAUGUGCGCAGUCGGCGUGCGGAUGGGACUGUGGGCGUGCAUCGGGAUGUGCAGGAGCGUAAGGAGGGCGGGUUGGGGUUCAUGCCGCCUUUGUUUGACGUUGAUGGAGCGGGGAAGAAGAACUAG
This is a messenger RNA of Colletotrichum phormii, 807 nucleotides long. RefSeq names its product Flavinator of succinate dehydrogenase-domain-containing protein. The coding region runs from base 1 to 807 and encodes 268 amino acids. The transcript has 2 exons. The record is from RefSeq and is a predicted model, not a curated record. Gene Ontology annotation, biological process: mitochondrial respiratory chain complex II assembly; mitochondrial electron transport, succinate to ubiquinone; protein-FAD linkage. NCBI's taxonomy places the organism in Eukaryota, Fungi, Ascomycota, Sordariomycetes, Glomerellales, Glomerellaceae. Gene Ontology annotation, cellular component: mitochondrion.